AUGUGUGACCGCUCCAGCAGCAACAGCAGCAACAGCAGCAGCAGCAGCAGCAGCAGCAGCAGCAGUACGCCUGAUAUCACUGCAGAUGCUUCGUUUCUACGCUCCCAGACUGUAUUGACAGUGCCUAGGAGCAGCUUAUCUCCUUCUGCCUUCGUUGCUGGGUCCCGGGUGCAUCGGCAUGCUGCUGCAGGUCUCCGUUUGGAGGCCCCUCAAUCUAAACCCUUCUUCAGAGGGGGCCCCCCAGCAGGAGAUGUGGGGCCCCACACCAACGCCUCGCUGCGCCUGGGAGCGGCCCUCAGCCCUCCUUGUAGGGCGGCGAAGAUUGGAUUGCAGGCUCAUCGCAGGCUGCAGCAGCAGCAAGUGGAGCAGCUGUUGCUGCAGCAAGAGCAAAAUAAUCUGCAAGCAGCAAACGCCCUCUCCCCCUCAGAGUCAAGGGUUCCAAGGAAAGGUAACCAGCAGCAGCAAGUGCUGCAGCAGCAGCAGAAGCAGCGAGGAGAGAUCCUGCAGCUGCAACACCUUCACGCACAACGGCGAAGACAGCAACAGCCUAGGGCCCAGAAGCAACAGCAGCAAAUGCAGGAUCCGCAGCAGCAGCAGCAGCAGCACCCGCACCGACAGCAGCAGCAACGGCAGAAGCAGCAGCAGCACCACCCAGAACAGCAGCAAGAGCCGCAUGCCUCUUCUAAAGCCAACCGCCGGAGAGCAAGAAGAGGCGCGCAGCGGCAGAAGGAAAGAGAAUCUCAGGAGGGCCCUCUAAGCGCAUUGCAGCAAAGUGAAACCUCCCCUGGGAUCCGAUCCCCGAGCCAGGAGUAUAUCCUUCAAGACACUGAAGUGGGUCAAACCAGCAGCAGCAGCAGCAGCAGUAACAGCAGCAGCAGCAGCAGGAGCGAGGCGGAUUACUCGCCGUUUCAGAGGCCGUUGCAGAGCCGCUCCAGUCCCGUGGAGGCCUCUUCAAGGGGGCCCCACAUAGUUGCAGCAGCAGAGAGGGGCCCCCACAUGGGUGCAGCAGCAGCUGAGAGGGGCCCCCACGCCUGCCGCAGCGCCACUGCAGCCUUUUGGGGGCUUCCGAGAGGAAUGGAGGAGGGCGGGGCCGAGGCGGAGAUGUGCGUAGAAGAGGAGAAGUACUCCGCUGCUGCUGUUGCAGCAGCAACAGCUGCUGCUGCUGCUGCUUCUUGUGCUUCUGCAGCAGCUGUAGAAGCAGUUCGGAAACCUGUUGAGGGCCCCCUAGAGGAUCAGCGGCUCCUCACGCGGCAGCUACGGGGCCUCCAAUCGGCUGAUGAGCCCGUGGAACUACAGCUUCUUGCUGCUGGUGGGGGCCCCUCUGAGAAGCGACAAACAUUCGGGGAGGCGGUCAUUCAUGCUUACGGGGGCCCCAGGGGCCCCCACCUCCCUGUAGAUAUCCCUCUAAUCCAGUACCCUCCAGAAGAGACACCCGAAUGGGCAGACGCAGAAACAUUUGCUCCUGAGGGGCCCCCACGCUCAUCCCCCCCUAUGGGGGCCCCUGAAGAAAGCUCUACGGGGAUCCCUAUGGGAGCCCCUAUGGGGGCCCCUAUGGAGUCCUCCUUGGGGGUCCCUAUUGGGGCCCCUAUGGAGUCCCCUAUGGGGGUCCUUAUGGGGGCCCCUAUGGAGUCCCUUAUGGGGACCCCUAUGGGGGCCCCUGUCGUAGCCCCUAUGGGGGUCUCUAUGGAGGCCCCUAUGGGGGCCCCCAUGGGUAGCCAUGUUGAAGAAGUUUACGGAUGGUCUUGUCAGGAGACGGAUAUAACUGGGAGGGAAGUACUGGCGAGCGAGGAAGAUACAGCGCAGCACAUUGAUGCAUGCGGCUACGGCAGCGACAGCAGCUGCAGCUGCUGCCAUUAUGACUGCAGCAGCAGGGAAAGCGAAGACGGCAGCAGGCGCAGCAGCUGCAGCAGCUGCACUAGCUGCAGUAGCUGCAGCAGCUGCUGCAGCAGCCACGCGUCAGAGGAAGAACGGAAUGCAACAAACGAAGAUGAGGAGGCGAGCCUUGCUGCGGAGCUGCAGCAGCAAGACACUGAAGCGGAUCAAACCCGCCGGAGCGGCAGCAGCGGCAGCAGCAACAGCAGCAGCAACAGCAGCAGAAGGAUGGCGGGAUCUUCAGAGAAGUUAACAGCGGAUCACUGGAAGGUACAACAAACGAAUAUGGUGCUUGAUGUUGCAACUCCCGCAGCAGAAGACGCAGCAGCAGCACUCUCACAAGAAAGUGCUGCUGCUGCUGCUGCUGCUGGGAGGCAGAGACGCAGCACAGCAGGAGGGGCUUGCCUGCUGCACCGCCGGAGUCCAUCUUCUGCCCUUCUCUGCAGCAGCAGCAGCAGCAGCAGCAGCAGUAGCAGCAGUAGUAGCAGCAGCAGUAGUAGCAGCAAGGAGCAUGGUCAGGGCUGUAGCCGGGAGAAGGCAGGAAGCAGCAGCAGCAGGAACAGCCGGAGCAGCAGCAGCAGCAGCAGAAGCCGUGGGCGUCGGCGUCGUCCGCUGCAGAGCAGCGAGAGCUGGCACAAGGAGGGUAUGCAGCAGGUGGGAUUGAAGCGCCUGCGUGGGUGCGCUCGUUUUGUUCACCAACAGCAGCAACAGCAGCAGCAGCAACAGCAGCAGCAUCAUCAUCAAGGGCAUUUCUUAGGGGGCUCCUCCGUUCGUCUACCUCGUCAGGUGUAUCUACGUGGCCCCCAACAAGAUCGUAUGGUGAUAUUUGAUUGGGAUGAUACAUUUUUUCCUAAUUCAUGGAUUACAGCUCGAGGCCUAAGUUUAUUAUCGGACCCGUGGGAGUAUGAAGAAGAGGCCGGGUUGCUGAGGCGUUUAAUGCGCAGUGGGGCGAAGGUGCUGCGUGCUGCUCUCCGUGUCUGCAGCGUUGUUCUUAUCACUAAUGCUGCUCCUGGGUGGAUUGAAGAGACAUGUCAGCACUUCUUACCUUCUCUUUGGCCUCUUGUCUCUACUUUAAGAAGAACCUCCGCCAGGUUUCACUUCGACUCCCCAUCCAAAGAAUCCCCUUUUCUAUGGAAG
Molecule: messenger RNA, 3009 nt
Organism: Eimeria acervulina
Lineage: Eukaryota; Apicomplexa; Conoidasida; Eucoccidiorida; Eimeriidae
Exons: 1
Source: RefSeq, a predicted model, not a curated record